CGGUAUUUGCCGGACUGUACAGUUUUACCUUAUGGUGGCUUGCUCCCAGUCCCCACGUGGCAACUAGACCACUCAGGCGCACCCGGCACGGCCGUCCAUUCCACCCAAAACCUACCGCCCCGCCGUCAAGAACAACGAGCCAUGGCCGACCACCAAAUCGAGAAGGCGUAUCAAAAGCAGUACCUCUUCCAGAACGCGAAGGCCCGGGGCACCAAGAAGGUCUCGACGAAGGAGAAGCGGUGGUACAAGGACGUUGGCUUGGGCUUCAAGACGCCUGCUGAGGCGAUCAACGGCACCUACAUCGACAAGAAGUGCCCCUUCACUGGUGAUGUCUCCAUCCGUGGCCGUAUCUUGACUGGCCGUGUUAUCUCGACGAAGAUGACCCGCACGCUUAUUAUCCGACGGGAUUAUCUCCACUACAUCCCCAAAUACAACCGUUACGAGAAGCGGCACAAGAACCUGGCUGCACACGUCUCGCCCGCUUUCCGUGUCGAGCCCGGCGACAUUGUCACUGUCGGCCAGUGCCGACCGCUCUCAAAAACCGUCCGGUUCAACGUGGUCCGGGUAGCCAAGAACAAGGCGGCUGCGAAGUCUUUCGGCAAGUUCUAGGCCUUGGGCACGGUGCUUGUCGGUAUUAGGGGCAUACGAUAUGAUACUACUGCUUUCUCGUGUAUGGACGCAUUGCAAUGACCAUAGGCCCAUGCAAAUCACUCAGCUAUUUCUCGCUUGUGA
This is a messenger RNA of Rhodofomes roseus, 732 nucleotides long. Its product is annotated as 40S ribosomal protein S11. Bases 142 to 609 code for a protein of 155 amino acids. Gene Ontology annotation, molecular function: structural constituent of ribosome. Gene Ontology annotation, biological process: translation. NCBI's taxonomy places the organism in Eukaryota, Fungi, Basidiomycota, Agaricomycetes, Polyporales, Fomitopsidaceae. Gene Ontology annotation, cellular component: ribosome; cytosolic small ribosomal subunit. The transcript has 6 exons. The record is from RefSeq and is a predicted model, not a curated record.